AUGGCCGAGUUCGUCAUCGCGCGCUACGACGAGCCGCUCGGCUGGCUCUCUGAGCUCGAGCCGGCGGCGGUCACCGUCUACAACAAGGGCGACGGCCCGUGCGGCGGCGGCGGCGCUCGCUUUGCCGAGGUGCGCUGCCCCAAUGUGGGACGCGAGGGCGAGGCGUACCUGCGCCACAUCCUCGACCGCUACGAGAGCCUGCCGACCGUCACGGUCUUUGCGCAGGCCGACAUCACCGACCACCUCGCCGCCUGGACCGCCUUCGGAACCCGGUGGGGCGGCGCCCGCUUCCGCACCAAGGGCGACUUUUUGCGCCACCUCGCCGCGCAGGCCGCCGCAGAGGGCAUUUCCGAGCCGACCGAGGUGUUUCC
Molecule: messenger RNA, 371 nt
Organism: Emiliania huxleyi CCMP1516
Lineage: Eukaryota; Haptophyta; Isochrysidales; Noelaerhabdaceae
Exons: 1
Source: RefSeq, a predicted model, not a curated record